CUCGAUAUUUUCAGUGCAACCCUUAAAAAUUGUAGUUCUCUUCCUCAACUGCCUACUUCCUUCUUUUGGAUUUAGCCGUCUUGUCUAUCAAUUUGCGAAGAUGGGGGCAUACCGGUACAUGCAGGAACUGUAUAGGAAGAAACAGAGUGAUGUUAUGCGAUACUUACUUCGUAUUCGCGUGUGGCAAUACCGCCAACUAACCAAACUACAUCGUUCACCAAGACCUACUCGACCGGACAAGGCAAGGCGUUUGGGAUAUCGUGCAAAGCAAGGGUUCGUGAUUUAUAGAAUUCGUGUCCGUCGCGGUGGCCGCAAGCGUCCAGUACCUAAAGGCUGCACCUACGGUAAGCCGAAGAGUCACGGUGUAAACCAACUAAAGCCAUACCGUGGGUUACAAUCCAUUGCCGAGGAACGUGUUGGCCGACGACUUGGUGGCUUGAGAGUCUUGAACUCGUAUUGGAUUGCGCAAGAUGCUUCUUAUAAGUAUUUUGAGGUAAUUUUGAUUGACACUCAUCACAGUGCUAUUCGCCGUGAUCCAAAAAUCAACUGGAUCUGCAAACAUGUCCACAAGCAUCGCGAGUUGCGUGGCCUUACGUCAGCCGGAAAGAGCUCGCGUGGAAUAGGAAAGGGAUAUAGAUACUCCCAGACUAUCGGUGGAUCUAGGCGUGCUGCCUGGAAGCGUAAGAACCGUGAACACAUGCAUAGAAAACGAUAAAUUGUAGCCGUUUUAUUCUCGUUUAAAUAAAACAUUUUGUGCAUUAUUUACGAUAUCUACAUGCACUGUGAGAACAAUAUA
This is a messenger RNA of Drosophila rhopaloa, 796 nucleotides long. It is a transcript of the gene RpL15, whose product is annotated as 60S ribosomal protein L15. Gene Ontology annotation, molecular function: RNA binding; structural constituent of ribosome. The coding region runs from base 101 to 715 and encodes 204 amino acids. Gene Ontology annotation, cellular component: cytosolic large ribosomal subunit; ribosome. The record is from RefSeq and is a predicted model, not a curated record. The transcript is spliced from 3 exons. Gene Ontology annotation, biological process: cytoplasmic translation. Lineage: Eukaryota; Metazoa; Arthropoda; Insecta; Diptera; Drosophilidae.